This is a messenger RNA of Rattus norvegicus (Norway rat), 11158 nucleotides long. RefSeq names its product leucine-rich repeats and immunoglobulin-like domains 2 (gene Lrig2). The record is from RefSeq and is a predicted model, not a curated record. NCBI's taxonomy places the organism in Eukaryota, Metazoa, Chordata, Mammalia, Rodentia, Muridae. Gene Ontology annotation, cellular component: membrane; growth cone; cytoplasm. Gene Ontology annotation, molecular function: signaling receptor binding.
UUUUUUUUGUUUUUUUGUUUUUUUACUUUUAUAGUAUUGGUGAUUGGACCUAAGACCUUGUACAUUUUAGGCAAGGAGUAACUUCUUAGCACUGAGUUACAUACUCAGCCCACUUUUAUUUUUUAUUUUGAGUCAGAAAUAAAAGCCCAGGUAAUGCCCAGGUUGGCUUUGAACUUAUGGUUCUUUUGUCCCAGACUCCUGAGUGCUGGGAUUACACCAGCUGGGACAGAGCCACUAGGCCUGAGUUCUGUUUCGUUUUUCAGUUUUUGAUUGUCGUUUACUGAGACAAGUUCUCCUUAUGUGUUAAUUACUAAGGCUGGCCUGGAACUCACUGUCUAGCUGAGGCUGGCUUCCAGCCUGCAACGAUUCUACUGCUGAGGCCUCCUGAGUUCAGGGAUUAUAAAUGUGUACCACCAAGCCCAGGGGUUUGUUUUUGUUGUCUGCAUGCUCUCCUGCAGCAUGGGAAUUGGACUCAACCUGGCUAUGUAUUAAAGGCUGACCUUGAAUUUCUGCUUCCCCGCUGGGAUUUUAGGUAUGUGUUACUAUGCUCACUUGUUUUGUUUUUAUUUACUUAUUAUUAUUAUUUAAAAAAAACCCCAGGGUCUAAUUAUGUAGCUCUGGUUGGCCUGGAAUUCAAUAUGAAAACACCAGAACCUACGUGGUGGAAAAAGAGAAUCAAUUCCUACAAGUUGUCCAAAGAUUUUCACAAACAAUAAAUGUAAUGAAAAACAAAAACAAGGGGCUGGAGCGAUGGCUCAGCCAUUAAGAGCACUGACUGCUCUUCCAGAGGUCCUGAGUUCAAUUCCCAGCAACCACAUGGUGGCUCAUAACCAUCUGUAAUGGGGAUCCGAUGCCCUCUGUGUGUCUGAAGAGAGUGACAGUGUACUCACAAAUAUAAAAUAAAUACAUCUUAAAAAGAAACAAAACAGCUGGACAGGGAAAAGUAUAUUGUGCUUUCAGACUGAAAGACUCAUUUCUAUAAAGAUGUCAGGUUCUCUUGGGUUGAUUUUUUUAGAUUUAGUGCAAUCCUAAGAAAAUACCCAAUCCGUAUGGUACUGCAAGGUGAAAAUAACAUCCAAGAUACAUUUGGGGUGAAAAAUGUAGAAGUACUCGCUGGGCCAGCUAUCAAGAUAUAUUUGAAGGCUACUAUAAUUUAAAAAUAUAGUACUUCCCUAUGGAAAGUUCAUUUGAUUUUUGAUACAUAGCAGAUGUUUAAUAAGAUUUCUGAUUCAUGACAUAGCACUUCAGACUAGCAGUGAAAGCGCCAUGCUUUCCCUGAAUGAAGCUAAACUCACUGGAUUAUCACAUGAGAGAAAAAAAAGAAUUUGGAUCCCCUUUCUCCCCCACCCCCCUCUUUCUUUCCAGUCAGGGUUUCUCUGUGUAUCCCUGGUUGUCCUGGAACUCACUCCACAGACCAAGCUGGCCUAGAACUCAAGAUCAGCUUGUCUUUGCCUCCCUAGUGCUGGGACCAAAGACAUGGGAUACCUGGAUCUUAUCUUAAUCGCAUGCAAAAGUCAAUACAGGGGCCAGGGAGAUUGUUCAUGAGAUAAAGGCAUUGUUGUCCAAAGCUGAUGACCUGCAUUCAGUCCCUAGGACCCACAAAAAGAGGAAGGGAGAGACUUACUUGAAAAGUAUGCUAGAAUCAUGGCAUAUACACACAGCACCACAGAUCAUACACACACACACACACACACACACACACACACACACACACACACACACACCACAGAUCAUAUACACACAUAUACUAGUCAGUGGUUGGAGAGAUGGCUUAUCGGUUAAGAGCACUGGGUGCUCUUCCAGAGGAUCCAGGUUCAAUUCCCAGCACCCAGAGGGUUUACAAAGAACGGUUUGUGACUUUAUUCCAGGAAAUCCAACUCCCUCUUCUGGCUACUUUGGGCACUGCAUGCACAUGGUAAGUAGUCAUAUAUGCAGACAAAACAUCUACAUACAUAAAAAUAAAUACAUUUUAGAUUUUAAAUCAAUUCCAGACCAAAAAUAUAUGCAAAUAUAUAGAGGUUUUGGAAGAGAAUUAUCAGAGACUUUUUUUUUCACUUUGGAGUAGAAAUGGAUGCUUUAAGAUGUAAAAAAGUUAUUAAUCAUAAAAGAAUGAGAAAUUUAGCUAUAUUAAAGUAAAUUUGCCAGGCAUGGUGGUGUACCCCUAUAACCCAAGCACUUAGGUUGCUGAGGCUGAAUGCUCUUGAGUUCAAGGACACCUUGGACUGCAGAGUAAGACCCCUAUGCUAUAAAAAUGUAACUGGAGUUGGGCCAGGUAGAGAUAUGGCUAGGCAGUUAGAGCACUGGCUGCACCCGCAGAAACCCAGGUUUGAUCUCUAGCACCCACAACCUUCUGUGACUGUAGUAUCAGUGAAUCCCUUGCCUUCUUCUGGCCUCCUCAGGCACUGAAUGCAUGUGGUACACAGGUAAUAAAUACAUGCUAGCAAAACACUCACACACAUUGAUUAAAAAAAAUAAUCAGGGGCUGGAGAGAUGGUUUAGUUUUUGUUCUUCUUCCAGAAAGUCCUCAGAGAUCGGAAGAGGGCAUCGGAAUCCUCAGAGUUCGUUUCCUACUGUCCAGUGUGUGUGCUGGGAACUGAAACCUGGUCCUCUGCAAGAGCAUUAUGUGCUUAUUUAACAGUUGAGCCAUCCCUUCCGUCCCCAAAGUGUAAAUUUUUGAUUUAAUCCAACAUCUCUAUCAUUUUUCUGACUUCACAUUUUUCUUCAAUGAUAAUAAAUUGUAGUUGCUGUUUAUUUUCAUGUUUCUCCCAUGUUUACUGGGAGAAAGGAGAAGAGGCAGAAGGAGACAGUUUUCUAAAAGUCCUAUGCAGUAGACAAGCACAUGAGGACAAUCAGAAAAGUAAUUUUAACCCAAAGGCAUGGCCUGGAUGGAAAUGGCGUGUGCGUGCGCACUCGUGCGUGCAUGUGUAAGUGCCACAUGGAGAUCAGAGGAUAGGGACUUGCAGGAGUUAGUUGUCUCAUUCCACUAGGUGGGGUCUGUGGAUCCAACUCAGGUUGAUAAACUUGGUGGCAAGGCUAUUAAUGCUGAAGCAUCCUACCCACCCUGUUUUUCUUUUCUCCUACUCUUCUUUGAUACAAAAUUUAACUAUGCAGAUGAGGUUGAACUGGGACUUGGGUUUUCCUGCCUCAAACUCCCAAGGAGAGCUGGAAUUGCAGACAUGCUGGUUUGUACCUGGCCUGCAAAGUCUUUGAAAAGUACAAACACAUUACAGGUCAGUGAACCAUUACUGAUAUUUUCAGUCUUUCUCACUUUGUAGGUAACCCACGGCGGGGAGAGCACAAGGUAGCUAGUUUCCGUAGUUCCCAGUAAGUCUUUACUUUAGGAUAAUUUCCUUCCAGCCUUCACUUUGUUGAUUGCGCAAAAACCACGAACAGAAACCAGAAAACCCACAUCCCCAAACUAACCCUUUAUCUAUUUGUCCCACUUGUUUUUCUGACGAUGAAACAAUAUUUUCCCAAACUGAGGAAAGAAUUUUCCUUAGAGACAAUUAUUGAACUCCAGGCUACAGUAGAAGCUGGAAGUGUACUGAUGACGAAACAGCGCCUCUGCUAGUGGGAACUUGAAGUCCUUUCACAGUGACAGCGUGCCAUGCUCCGGGAGUACAAGCUGCCACAAUUUUUCAGGGCAGGCGGUACGUGCCGCAGAGGCCGCCCUGGUUGGGAUCCGGAGGUUGAUGUGGUCGUUAGGCUUGGAUCCCGCACUUAUCUGCGGCUGCAGCUUGGAAUGCAGUCCUUCUGCCAUUCCCUUCUACCGAAGCCCAAGGAAUAGGUCCUUUUCCACCACUACAGCAGAUCAACCGCAGUGAGGAUUUGGCGCUCGGGGUUUUGCUUGGCCGUUCUAUUUGAAGGACCUAGUGCGCCCACAAGCGGAGGAACAGCUGCAGAACUGCAGAAGCAGCUCGGAAAGGGGGAAAGGGCCACUUUAAUGCUCGCCUCUUAGGAGGCGGGGUCAUCUUAGGCUUCGCCCCUCUCAGAACCCAAUUUCCGACGCAACCUCAUCCUGGGGCUCCGAUUGGCUGGCUUCUGAGCGUGAGGACGUUGCGUCGCGGGGCGGAGCGGACGAGCGGUGUCUGUCAGUGUUUCAGCUCUACGCCCCCGACCGCCGCCCCCUCCCUUGUGGUCACGUCGUUUCCUCCUCUCGCCUGCUCUAAGGGACAGGUGACGGCCAGGGCUCUGGGUGGCGGUCCAGCCUCCGAGCAUCUCUCCUCAGCCGACUCUCUGUGCUAGCUGCUGUCCUCGAGCGGGUCCCGGCCGGGGGAAGAUGGCGGCCGCGCCCCGCGGCGUCUGGGAGCAGCGGCGCCUGGGCUGUAGGUUGGGACCCCUUGCACCGCUGCUCAUGCUUGCGCAGGCGCUGCUGCUGCUGCCGGCUGCCGGAGCCGGCCUGUGCCCAGCGCCCUGCUCCUGCCGCCUUCCUUUGCUGGACUGCAGUCGCAGGAAGCUGCCGGCGCUCAGCUGGAGGGCACUGUCCGGCCCGCUGUCCCCUGACAUCUCCAGCCUGGAUUUGAGUCAUAACCGGUUGUCUAACUGGAACAUCAGCUUGGAAUCAGAAACAUUACAAGAAGUGAAAAUGAAUUACAAUGAGCUAACAGAGAUACCAUAUUUUGGAGAACCAACACCUAAUAUUACUCAACUUUCAUUGGUCCAUAAUUUAAUUCCAGAAAUAAAUGCAGAAGCAUUCCAGCUUUACUCUGCUCUUGAGAGUUUAGACCUCAGUUCCAAUAUAAUAUCAGAAAUCAAGACAUCUUCAUUUCCUCGAAUGUCACUGAAAUACUUGAAUUUGAGUAAUAACAGGAUAACCACCUUGGAGGCUGGCUGCUUCGACAACUUGUCAGGUUCUUUGUUAGUGGUAAAGUUGAACCGGAACCGAAUUAGCAUGAUUCCACCUAAAGUCUUCAAGCUGCCUCAUCUCCAGUUCUUGGAACUGAAAAGAAACCGGAUUAAAAUUGUAGAAGGCCUUACCUUCCAAGGACUUGAUUCCUUACGCUCAUUGAAAAUGCAGCGGAAUGGAAUUAGCAAACUCAAAGAUGGAGCGUUUUUUGGCUUGAAUAAUAUGGAAGAAUUAGAGCUGGAGCAUAAUAACCUCACAGGAGUGCACAAGGGGUGGCUGUAUGGCUUGCGGAUGUUACAGCAGCUGUACGUGAGCCAGAAUGCUAUUGAAAAGAUCAGCCCGGAUGCGUGGGAGUUCUGCCAGAGGCUGUCUGCACUGGAUUUGUCCUAUAACCAGCUAACCCGCCUUGAUGAAUCUGCCUUUGUGGGUCUGAGUUUACUGGAGAGAUUGAAUUUAGGGGACAAUAGAGUCACUCACAUUGCUGAUGGUGUAUUUAGGUUUCUUUCCAAUCUUCAGACAUUAGAUUUGAGAAACAAUGAAAUUUCAUGGGCCAUAGAAGAUGCUAGUGAAGUCUUUUCAGGUCUCAAAAGUCUCACUAAAUUAAUCUUGCAAGGAAACCGGAUUAAGUCAGUUACACAGAAAGCGUUCGUUGGCCUUGAAUCCCUUGAGUAUCUAGAUUUGAAUAACAAUGCUAUAAUGUCUAUCCAAGAAAAUGCUUUUUCUCAGACUCACUUAAAGGAACUUGUUCUGAACACAAGCAGUUUACUCUGCGAUUGUCAUUUGAAGUGGUUGCUCCAGUGGCUGGUGGAUAACAACUUCCAUCAUUCUGUGAAUGUAAGCUGUGCACAUCCUGAAUGGUUAGCAGGGCAAAGCAUCUUGAAUGUGGACCUGAAAGAUUUUGUCUGUGAUGAUUUUCUGAAGCCUCAGAUAAGGACACACCCUGAAAACACAGUUGCAUUAAGAGGUGUUAAUGUGACACUGAUGUGCACUGCAGUGAGCAGCAGUGAUUCACCCAUGUCUACCUUGUGGCGCAAAGACAGUGAGAUCCUGUAUGAUGUGGAUAUUGAGAAUUUUGUUCGUUAUCGGCAGCAGGACGGAGAAGCCCUGGAAUAUACGAGUGUCUUGCGCCUCUUCAGCGUGAACUUCACAGAUGAAGGGAAAUAUCAGUGCAUCGUUACUAAUCACUUUGGUUCUAAUUACUCUCAGAAAGCCAAAUUGACUGUAAAUGAGAUGCCAUCUUUUUUGAAAACUCCAAUGGAUCUAACUAUUCGCACUGGUGCCAUGGCGAGGUUGGAAUGUGCUGCAGAGGGGCACCCUACACCUCAGAUUUCCUGGCAGAAGGACGGUGGUACUGAUUUCCCUGCAGCCCGAGAAAGACGCAUGCAUGUUAUGCCCGAGGACGAUGUCUUCUUCAUUGCCAAUGUGAAGAUAGAAGAUAUGGGAAUCUACAGCUGCAUGGCACAGAAUAUAGCAGGAGGCCUCUCGGCAAACGCCUCCCUCACGGUGUUAGAGACCCCGUCAUUUAUUAGACCUCUGGAGGACAAGACUGUUACCCGAGGUGAGACGGCGGUAUUGCAGUGCAUCGCUGGAGGGAGUCCUGCUCCUCGCCUCAAUUGGACCAAAGAUGAUGGGCCACUCCUAGUAACAGAACGACACUUCUUUGCUGCAGCCAACCAGCUUCUCAUCAUUGUAGAUGCUGGUCUAGAAGAUGCUGGAAAAUAUACCUGCCUUAUGUCUAACACUCUUGGCACAGAACGGGGACAUAUUUACUUAAAUGUCAUUUCAUCCCCCAACUGUGACUCUUCUCAGAAUAGCAUUGGGCAUGAGGAUGAUGGUUGGACCACAGUUGGCAUCGUCAUCAUUGUUGUGGUCUGCUGUGUCGUGGGCACUUCUUUGAUCUGGGUCAUUGUUAUUUACCACAUGAGAAGGAAAGAUGAAGAUUACAGUAUCACAAACACAGACAUUCCCAGCUAUUUGUCUUCCCAAGGAACAUUGUCUGAACCGCAGGAAGGCUACAGCAACUCUGAGGCAGGCAGUCAUCAGCAGCUUAUGCCCCCUGCCAGCGGAUACACACACAAAGGCACUGACGGUGGCACUGGUACCAGGGUGAUCUGUUCGGAUUGUUAUGACAAUGCCAACAUCUACUCGAGGACCAGAGAGUACUGUCCAUACACCUACAUUGCUGAGGAAGAUGCUUUAGAUCAGGCACUCUCCAGCCUCAUGGUCCAGAUGCCCAAGGAGACCUUCUUGUCACAUCCUCCCCAAGAUGCUGCUAAUCUGGAGAGUCUGAUGCCACCAACAGAGAGAGAGUUGUCUGCCUUUCCCACCAACCAUGAGAGGACGAGUGAGAACCUUCCCUUCUCACAGAGGAGCAGUGAAAUAUUCCAGCGGCCUCUGUGGAACAUGAACAGAGAUCUGGGCCUACUUCCCUUCCCUCAGCAGCCUGUCCUUGAGUCACCACAGCUGGCAGAGAGGGAUCCAAACUGUUCUUCACCUGUGUCUUGCCACAGGUUACAUGACCAUGCUUUUGAUUUUAGUAGGACUCGGAACAUUCAAGAUGGUACUGAAGGCACAUGAAGCCCAUCCAGGAGGAAGUCUGAGCAAAGACUCAAGCUAGUUAAUUUGCUACCUCAGAAUUUAGAAGAAAAGUCAGCAUUUGCAUUUCUCUUUGCUUCGAGUUACAUCUGACCAUGUCAGAGUAGCCCUGAUGUUUGUUUGGGUUUACACCUGGCAAAGAGAAGGUAGUAGCUGACAGAAGUGUACCACAGAAGUGUGUACCACGUUGAAAGUACACAGUCCUGGCAGAAGACGAUAUGGGCAGGUGUCCUUCCUGAUCCCCAUAGGGAUGUACCCAGGGGCUCACUACCUGUCAUGAAGAGUCAUUGCUGCUUAGCCUACUGGAUUGUUCCAGUCCUCAGAAUGGUCCCAAGAAAGCGUCUCUACUUUGGUAAUUCUACUUUGCCUUCUAAGCAAGGAGCAGAGAUAUAUAUCUUCUGAGCUUUCAUAAGUAUAACAAGUGGUGUUGAGCAGAGAAGAGCGACUGAGGCUUUGACAUUCAAGGUCUUCAGCUAGAAUCCCAAGUUUCACCAACUGGUAGUACCAGAUCAAAGACUUUCGUAUUCUUGUGGGUUUUGUGUGAGUUGUGUGUGUGUUUGUGUGUUGAGGGUUUGUUUUGUCUAUAACUGGGGAUAUCAUUGUAAAUAUACAUGCAUUUAUAAAUAAUUUUUCUACUCAUUGUUCUUGUGUGUUGGAUACAGUGUAAAUAUUUUUGAUAUGCCCAAAUUAUAUAUAAUGUCUGUCUGGUUACUGUAGGGGCAGCAGCUUCUCAAGAUCACAGAUUUUACAUAACUUAGUGUAGUGAGGUCUGCAAACUCUGUGUAAAGUUCUAAAACUGUGUGUUACCAGGUGUAUGUAUAGAGGCAGGGCACUUAGUGACUGUGCUCAUAGACUCAGUCUUGUAUAAUUAACUGCUUGCUCCAUGCCUGAAGUUCUGUGCAUCUCGUACUUGCCAUCCCUUUGUAAGUGCCAGGUGACAAUCUUGUUCUAGCAUAAACGUCUUGCUCUUCCAGAGCCCAGCAGUAUUGUCACAGCCCUGUGAGCAUAGAGAUGACUUAUUCUGGGACUGUCUUCUUUUAGCAAAAUACUUGGUUGACAAGGAAACCAAAGAUUGUUUCUUUUUGUGUUUACUCUGUCUUUAAUCUCCUCCAUGAAUGUAGCAUAUUAGGAAGGGAAGUGUGUCUUGGGAGCAGAUCACACAGAAGUUCCUGUACUCCGUAGAUUUAGUGUGGGUCUUUCUUUAUACAAGUAUUGUUUAAGCUAAACGGCCUUUUGAAUUUCUGAUAGCAAAAAGCUUUAUGUAAACAAAGAAUGUUAACACUAAUGAAAUGUCAUGUGCUUUCAGUCUGUCCUCUGAGUAUGAUACCAGCUUACUGCUUGAUGACGCUCAACUUUUAAAGAUGUCUAUUUAUAAGUAACUGUACAUAUCUAGAGUUCAAAACUCACAGGUUUUUAGCUUUUUGUCAGAAAGUUCAGAUGAAUUUCUGACAUUUUUUUCCCAUGCUUUUUUUCAAACCUAAAUUUUCUUCCUCAGAAAGCAGCACUGUUUGCUUUUUAAACGUUCUCUUUUUAUUUAAACUGUCAUGUUUUCUUCAUUUCCACUUUGAACAUUUAAAAUCUAUAGUCUUCUCAUCUGUUUAGACUAUAUGCUUUCCUCCUUUUAGGCUGUGCUCCAGUGUUUGACUGGUCUGACUAGGAAUUAAGGGCCUGCCCCCUUGGCACUGCCCUCGGUAGCUGUGUGUCUGAUUUUCACUGAUGGAAAGAGAUAGCCGCUCUCCAGCUCCCUCCAGGAACCAGAGAGGAUUGUGCCACUUCAGUAAAGAGCUGCCUUUGUGAAUUGUUAGCCAGAUCAAGGGUGAUGCUGCUUGCUCUAACUUGAGCUGUAUUUAUUUUGCCAAUACAAGACUUAACGGUCUAAGACAUGCUCAGGGGAGGAAAACAUUCUGCUUCUAAACAGUGUCCGUAAACAGAACUCAGUCCGAAUUGGAAAGUCAUCUCUCCUCGUGAAAAUGCUGCUCAGAGGAGGCUCCGGAUGGAGGUGAACAGCAGCUCAUGUGGAGCUGGCCAUCCCUCUCCUGUGCUCAGAGUUCUGUGCUCUCACAGAGAGUCCAGAGUGGUCAGGGUAGAAAGCAGCCCCUGACCUGGUCCUCUAGAAAUACUUUAUCCUGCAGCGGCCGGGCUGCUGAGGACUCAGUUUGCUCUCCUGAGGAGGGCGAAAUGCUGACCUGUACUCCCAGUUCCUGGCUUCCUUCAGUAGGAACCCCUUACAGAUGAGAAGGGCCUGCCCCUGCUCCUAAAACAAGAGCAGAUUCUUACCCAGAGAACUUGGUUACACAAACGACCAAGUAAUCUCUAACCUCCUAGCCAUAGGACUAGUGUCUGCUUAGUUAACAAAAGAAUCUUCUCUGAAAGAACAAAAACAAAACAAAACCAACCCUGUACUUUUGAUACAAAUGUCAUUGACAAAAAAUAUGUUAAAUAUAUGUUGUAUUAUAAGUCUUUACUCUUGAUUUGAUUUUUUUUUUUUUUAGCACCCAUUGGCCUUGAACUCUCAUUCUCUUAUCUUUGUCCCAGAUGUGGAGACUAGAUAUUUCUCACUUGAUUAAUUUUUAUUCUUGCCUAUGGAGCCAACUGGAAGUGGGAUUGGUCUUACAGUGUUCAGUUUUGUUUUAUCAAAGUGUGUAAGGAUGGCCUUUGUCAUGAUGGGCUCAGGAGUAGUAACAGGUAAGCGAGACUCUUCCCCCCCCCCAGUGCUGGGAUUGAGCCGACAGGUUCCUGAAUGCCUGGUGCGUGUUCUCCCCUCAGUUCAGGCUCCAUGUUUGUUUUCUUUAAGUGAGAACAUAUCCGUCUUUGGGCCUUUCCCCACUACUUUUGGCAGCCUUAGGGAUUAAAUCUAAGACUUCCUGCAUACCAGGCAAGUGUUCUACCUCUGAGCUGCAACCUCAGCUGAAGUGUUGUGUGCUGCCGGUUAAUGGGUGGUUAUAAAAACAAUGGGGCCAUGAGUAGUUGAGCUGUUUUCUGUUCAGUCUCUUUCCCAGUCCAGUUUGGAAGUGUGCUCCCACCUACUUCAGCUUUUUGUUUGGAGCAUGGUUAAAUAUAUGGAAGUUAGUCUAGAUUUUCUUUUCUCUCACUCUUUUUUGGGCAUCUGUCUGGUUCACUGACAGAAGUACCGAGUCUCUGAGGUAAGGACGUGUUAGGAAAUACACUCAGAACAUCUGAGGAUGCAGGAGUCACUUGGAGGUUUGUGGGGGGGGGGGGGAAGAGAGGUUGUUGUAUGAUGAUGUCUUAGGAAUUAAAGCCAAGUGCUCUCAAGGUAGGUGUGCUAUAAGGUAAGGUUUAGUCCUCUCCCUCCAGGCUGCCCAUUGUUUCCUGGAAGUCCUCAUAAGCAGGGUGAAGAGCAGCUUGACCUGUCUGUGCCUGUUGGAUGUGAAGUGAUCUUGUAGCAACUGUAACUGUUUUCAGAGAGGAGCUGAUCUUCAGGUGGCCAAGUGCCCUUGAAGUAUAUCACGUGGUGACUAGAGAUGGCCUCUUCACCCGAGUGACUUACACUCCCUGCUGCCCCCUCUUCUCUUGCCCAUUAGAGGGUGUCAGGCUGAGCAGCCCUGGGGUAAGUGUCUCUAAAGAGAAAUACAAGUCAAGUUGCUCAGUGUGGCUGCUUCCUGGUAUCCUUUCUAUUUUCUCACGUAAGAAUGUAUAUUUUAUGGAGCAUGUGUUUGUCCUGUCUACUGUAAUGUCAAUAAAGCUAAGACAUUGUGA